GUUUCUUUUAAAAAGGAGAGAUAGUACUAAAUAAUUAGCUAUAAACUAAAGUUUUUGAUAAGCAUAUUACAAUCAUAUCUUUGUAUCCUUGGUGCUUCAUCAUGAAAUUGUUCAUGUCUCAAAUUGAGUUUCUUAGGCACAUGACACUUUUCGUGUCUUUCAUUGUGCUUAUUUUAUUAUGUAGUAAUACUUCCCCAAUAUUUGCUACAAAGAGUUGUGAUUUUCCUGCCAUCUUCAACUUUGGUUCUUCAAACGUUGAUACUGGUGGAUCAGCUGCUGCCUUUGAAGCACUGCCAUUGCCAUAUGGAGAGACUUAUUUUAAUAGAUCAACUGGAAGAUAUUCUGACGGCAGAAUCAUUAUUGAUUUCAUUGCACAAAGUUUUGGACUUCCCUAUUUGAGUCCAUAUCUUAAUUCUCUUGGGUCCAACUUCACACAUGGUGCAAACUUUGCAAUAGCAGGAUCAACAAUUAUAAACUCAGAUAAUAUUUUACCUGAAAGAAGGUUUAGUCCAUUCUCCUUUAUAAUUCAAUACAAGCAAUUUCGAGAUUUCAUACCCAACACAAAAUUCAUUAGAGAUCAAGGAGGUGUAUUUGCAACACUGAUGCCCAAAGAAGAUUAUUUCUCCAAAGCCUUAUACACAUUUGAUAUUGGUCAAUGUGAUCUUGCUGUUGGGUUGGGUAAUAAUGCGACUAUAGAACAAGUCAAUGCUACUGUGCCGGAUCUAGUAAACGAGUUUAUAGAGAAUAUCAAGAACAUAUACAACUUAGGGGCAAAAGCAUUUUGGAUACACAACACAGGACCACAUGGAUGUCUUCCUAUAACUCUGACUAAUAAUCCAUCUGCUAUAAAGGACAGAUAUGGUUGUGCAAAGCAAUUCAAUGAAAUAUCUCAGUAUUUUAAUUUAAAGUUGAAGGAAGCAUUAACUCAACUUCGACAAAAUCUUCCUCUUGCUGCAAUCACAUAUGUAGAUAUUUACUCUGCUAAGUAUUUACUUUUUCAAAAUCCAAAAAAAUAUGGAUUUGAGCUUCCAUUUGUGACAUGUUGCGGCUAUGGAGGGAAGCAUAACUGGAAUAUUAAUAAUAAAUGUGGAGAAUUCAUAAACAUAAAUGGUACAAAACAUGUUGUGAGUUCAUGCAAAAAUCCUUCUACAAGAGUGAUAUGGGAUGGGGGUCAUUACACAGAGGCAGCUAACAAAGUCAUCUUUGAUAAAAUCUCUACAGGAGCAUUCACAGAUCCUCCCAUUCCCUUAAAUAUGGCAUGUCACCGAAAAUUCGAAAAGACGGAUACUCCUCGUUCAUCGUCAGACAAUCACCUUGAAAUGACGAGCUUUGUAAACUAAUAAUAUGGUGAUGAAUCCUAUUAUAAAUAUCCCUGACAUGUGUUAUAGAUUGAAUAAUAUUUCUCUAGUUUAUUUUUC
Molecule: messenger RNA, 1418 nt
Organism: Trifolium pratense (red clover)
Lineage: Eukaryota; Viridiplantae; Streptophyta; Magnoliopsida; Fabales; Fabaceae
Product: esterase-like
Exons: 5
Coding region: 102-1340 (412 amino acids)
Molecular function (GO): hydrolase activity, acting on ester bonds
Source: RefSeq, a predicted model, not a curated record